UGUCGUAAUUUGAAGGUGGGGUUUUCGUAGGUGUGGUUGUAUUAACCCCUUUUGAUUGAUGGGCGUGUUUCAUGAACCGUAUAUUAGGACUGCCAGCGAACGGGAACGUUAUUGCGUUUUUAUCCAUACGGAAAGAGAAUCAAAGCGGAGAAGCACUAAAAAUGUCUGAUAAGCCAGAUCUUUCUGAGGUGGAGAAGUUUGACCAUAGAAAGCUGCGUAAAACUAAUACUGAGGAGAAGAACACCUUGCCCUCAAAGGAGACAAUUGAGCAGGAGAAAGAGGCAUGCAAGAAAUCAUGAAAGUCAAGAUUAAGACUUGGUUGCUGAAUGAUCUGGCUGUCCGGCAAGCUGUGCUUUGGAAAACUCAUGCAUUAUCUGCAGAAUGAAUAUAUUGUAAAAACGUAAAAAUUAAAAUAUUUUUCACUGAAAUGUU
Spea bombifrons (plains spadefoot toad) is the source of this 432-nucleotide messenger RNA. RefSeq names its product thymosin beta-15A homolog. The coding region runs from base 72 to 299 and encodes 75 amino acids. Gene Ontology annotation, biological process: actin filament organization; regulation of cell migration. The transcript is spliced from 3 exons. Gene Ontology annotation, molecular function: actin monomer binding. Gene Ontology annotation, cellular component: cytoplasm. NCBI's taxonomy places the organism in Eukaryota, Metazoa, Chordata, Amphibia, Anura, Pelobatidae. The record is from RefSeq and is a predicted model, not a curated record.